Menidia menidia (Atlantic silverside) is the source of this 2802-nucleotide messenger RNA. The record is from the annotation of a GenBank genome assembly. Lineage: Eukaryota; Metazoa; Chordata; Actinopteri; Atheriniformes; Atherinopsidae.
AUGGAGGCGCGAGGAUGGAGGAGGAGACCCCACGCUCUGAGAAUCAAGAAGACAGACACACCAGGACCAACGGGAGCAUCGUUUAAUCUGAUAAGUGAUGGAAGUGUGGUCUAUGCUGAGGCACUCUGGGACCAUGUGACCAUGGACGUCCAGGAGCUUGGCUUCAAAGCCGGUGAUGUCAUCGAAGUCGUGGACGCCACCAACAAGGAGUGGUGGUGGGGCCGCAUCUUGGACAGUGAAGGAUGGUUCCCAGCCAGCUUUGUCCGGUUGCGGGUGAACCAGGAUGAGCCUAUGGAAGAGUAUCUUGCCCAGCUGGAGGAGGCUCAGGCUGGAGAUGAGGACCGGUCAAGUUUGGGCUUACUGAUAGGACCCGGUUUGCCCUGCAAAGAGCAGAUGAGAACCAACGUCAUCAAUGAGAUCAUGAGCACGGAACGAGACUACAUCAAGCACCUGAAAGAUAUUUGUGAGGGCUACAUCAAACAGUGUCGUAAGAGGACGGACAUGUUCACCGAAGAGCAGCUUCACACGGUGUUCGGAAACAUCGAGGACAUCUACCGAUUCCAGAGGAAAUUCCUCAAAGGCCUGGAGAAGAAGUUCAACAAGGAGCAGCCACACCUCAGCGAGAUAGGCUGCUGUUUCCUUGAAAAUCAAAUGGAUUUCCAGAUUUAUUCCGAGUAUUGUAACAACCACCCCAAUGCCUGCGUCCAGCUGUCCAAGCUGAUGAAGAUCAACAAGUACGUGCUCUUCUUCGAGGCCUGCCGGCUGCUCCAGAGGAUGAUCGACAUUUCUCUGGACGGCUUCCUGCUCACGCCCGUUCAGAAGAUUUGCAAGUACCCAUUGCAGCUGGCCGAGCUCCUCAAAUACACAAACCCUCAGCACAGGGACUAUAAAGAUGUCGAGGCGGCCUUAAAUGCGAUGAAAAACGUGGCCCGGCUGAUCAACGAGAGGAAACGGCGCCUGGAGAACAUCGACAAGAUAGCCCAAUGGCAGAGCUCCAUAGAAGACUGGGAGGGUGAAGAUGUUCUCAGUAGAAGCUCGGAACUAAUAUUUUCAGGGGAGCUGACCAAGCUCUCCCAGCCCCAGACCAAGAGUCAGCAGCGGAUGUUUUUUCUCUUCGACCAUCAGAUGGUGUAUUGCAAAAAGGACCUGUUGCGCCGGGACAUGCUGUACUACAAGGGUCGGCUGGACAUGGAUCACAUGGAGGUGAUGGACGUGGAGGACGGAAAGGAGAAGGAGUUUAACAUCAGCGUGAAGAACGCCCUGAAACUCCGGUCCCCGACCGGGGACGAGGUCCAUCUCCUGUGUACCAAGAAACCAGAACAGAAACAGCGCUGGCUCCGGGCCUUCGCAGACGAGAGGAGACAAGUGCAUCAUGAUCAAGAAACAGGCUUCACUCUGACUGAGGUCCAGAAGAAACAGGCCAUGCUCAACGCCUGCAAAAGCCAUCCGGCUGGGAAACCCAAAGCGGUGACCAGACCUUAUUGCGACUUCCUCCUCCGACAGAAGCACCCCUCCCUGCCCACCGCCUUGCCCCAGCAGCAGGUCUUCAUGCUGGCUGAACCCAAGCGCAAAACCACCUUCUGGCACAAUAUCGGGAGACUGACACCUUUCAAGAAAUAAAACAGCCCCAGAAAGGAGAAGGAAAGUAUUCGAGGGAAAGGACAGAGGAGGUGGAAACAAAAAGAGCUCUCUGCUCGUGCCUGAAUAGACCCUUUUUAAUUAUUCCUCUCAUUUCUUUCCUAUUCCUAACUUCUACCGGAUCGAUAAACCGACUUGUUGUAUACGUGAAUCAGAUGAAUAUGAGGAGGACAUUAUUUUUUGAAAGCACUUUACGGUUGGUUAACAAUCAGACUUGAAAAGGGUCUCCUGGAGACGGUGAGUCAAACAGGGAGUUUGGACUCUUGCUUGAUUUACUUCUACUACUCCUAAAAUCAAACGCCAAUCGGUAUUAAUACUACUGUACUGCUGCAAGUAAGUUUGGGACUCCUGGUUGAGCUGCCUCUGAAUAUGUUGCCUGUCAAUAAAACCGUGUUCGACUCCGCCGUUUUAUUGUGUUGUUUGGUUCUUUGACAGAUUUGCCAACUUUGCAUAGUGUCAGACGAUAAGGUUUUUAUAUGUAUGUUUACCUGUAUCUGCUUUUUUGGGGAAAAAAAGGGAAAAUUAGGUCGAAAAUAGAUUUGCUCGUGCUUUUCCUUGUGAAACGACAUCAUUUCAGGAUCACAUUUCCAAACGUUUGUGGUCUCCAUCUGUCAAUAAUUGGUUUUGUACUUCCCAUGUGCAUUUGUGGUAUUGUGCAAACGUUUAAUACGACGCAGCCCAAAGACUAUUAGAAGUUUUCAUUCAGACCAACGGCUACACUAAUUCCUUGAGUGUGAUCCUAUGCCUACAAUGUCAAUGAAAAUAAAUCCCUUUUUUCCCCUCACAGUUAAUUUAAUUCUGUUUUAUUUUAUGAAGUGCCAUUUGAGGUGUGAUAUGGAUGACUUAAAAUGACAUGCAUGGAUGUGAUGAAAAGAUACUGUGAAGAAUAUUUUUUUAUCUGUACGAACAGCCCGGCUAUAUUUAACCAGAGGAGUCGUUGUGCUACGAAGCUGAAAGCGUCACACAAACUCGCAUUAGUUCUUUUAUCUAUCUGUACUAAAGAUAUCCACUACUCCUGCUCUGUUCAUCUGGCCUGUAGUGUAAUCGGAUUUCAAACCAAUGCAGCCCAGUGAUAUUGUUCUGUAAGUGCAUUUGAUAAAAUGUACUCCCUUCAACUUUAUGUUCAAAUAUUAAACAAUAUUAAACAUUCCUAAGAUGAAAAAU